Messenger RNA from Toxotes jaculatrix (banded archerfish), 1273 nucleotides. It is a transcript of the gene kcnk18, whose product is annotated as potassium channel, subfamily K, member 18. Gene Ontology annotation, molecular function: potassium ion leak channel activity. The record is from RefSeq and is a predicted model, not a curated record. Gene Ontology annotation, biological process: potassium ion transmembrane transport; stabilization of membrane potential. The transcript is spliced from 3 exons. Gene Ontology annotation, cellular component: membrane. Lineage: Eukaryota; Metazoa; Chordata; Actinopteri; Toxotidae. The coding region runs from base 1 to 1212 and encodes 403 amino acids.
AUGUCAGUGGCGGCGAAGAAAGGAAUAAGUGCUAAAGCGCAGUCCAGAAAAUGCGCUGCGCGUUUCUGGAGGCUCUUUCCUCACCUUUUUCUGUGCCUGUCUAUGGUUGGGUACGCUGCGCUGGGUGCGCUCAUGUUCCAGUACAUUGAAGGAGGCAGCGAGUCCAUGACCCAGAGGGACUACUAUGAGUUCUUGGGUCAGAUUGUCAGGACCGUCCAGAACCUCACCGAUAAUACCUCCUGCACGCAUCAGUGCAUAGUGGAGCAAGUGGAGACUAAGAUGCGAAAUGGCUUCAAGUCCAUUUGGCUCCAGAGACCUGAUAGAUGGAAUUUUUUUGGCUCCAUGUUCUUCUGCUGCACUGUAUUUACAACUGUUGGGUAUGGGGAGAUCUAUCCAGUGACACUGCCUGGUAAGGUGGUGUGUGUUUUGUAUGCUAUGGUGGGCAUCCCUCUCAUGCUUCUACUCAUUCUCGAUGUGGGAGACUUCCUUGCCAUGCUUAUGUCCAGAGCUUACGUCCACAUUCACACCCUCUGCAAAGAUCUCCUCUCCCACAACUGGUCACCGUGGAAGGCUCGUAAGAGGGCAGCAGACUCCAGCCACUGGGCCCUAGAGGACGGUACCUUUGUUUUCACCCAUGACGUUGUUAUCCCCGAACCCCUUGACAUUAGGCAGGUGCUGCACAGCCAAGCGGAUGUAAAGCACAAAUCCAUCCAUCUCCAAAACAACAAAGAGAUCUUUGAGAAGAUUCUCGCCAGGGAGAAUUUACUGAGAAAGGGCCCACUGCUCAGGACCCUCUCCUGCCCAGAGCUAGACCAGCUGCCACCACCACCCAAAGGAUUUGCAAUAUGGGACUUCACAGGGUUAGGGGAUGGGAUGGAAAUGUUGGAUGUACCCUUUCUACUGAUUCUUUUCAUUGUGUUUGCCUACAUUUUAUUUUUCGGUUUGAUUCUGCCGGUGUGGGAAACUGAAUUCAAGGGUUUUGACCCCUACUACUUCUGCUUCAUCACGCUCACUACCAUAGGUUUUGGUGACAUUGUACCCAAUCACCCAAAAUACUUCAUGCUUACCUCACUCUUCAUCAUUGUUGGUAUGGCCAUCAUGUCCAUGGCUUUUAAGCUGAGCCAAACACGAAUUGUAAGCUGCUACCGCCAGUGCAUCAAGUUCAUCAGCAGGGGAAAUGUGGAGACUUUCAAAAAAGGAGAGAAGGACUAAGUCACCAAGAGAAUCUGAGCCUCAUGUCCAAGAGCUGUACAAGCUCACAUUCCUGGCUUUG